UGCGACGCUCACACAUUCUCACCAUGAAGCUUCUGUCAAUGUUUCUGGUCGUGAUGGUGACCCUGUCUGGCCUGAUCAGCUGGACCAGUGCCAUGCCUGACCCCGACCCAGAGGCUAACCCUGCUGGCUUCGGCAGGUUUCAUGGCGGAGGUAGUGGUCAUGGCUUCCACAGGAGUCACGGCCAUGGAGUUGGAAGGGUUCAUGGCCAAGGCUUUGCAAGGGCUCACAGCCGUGGCUUCGGUGCUCGCCAUGGCCAAGGCAUUUACGGAUAAUGAAAAGGACGCCAGAUA
This is a messenger RNA of Penaeus chinensis, 290 nucleotides long. Its product is annotated as holotricin-3-like. The coding region runs from base 24 to 272 and encodes 82 amino acids. The transcript has 2 exons. NCBI's taxonomy places the organism in Eukaryota, Metazoa, Arthropoda, Malacostraca, Decapoda, Penaeidae. The record is from RefSeq and is a predicted model, not a curated record.